GAAUACUACUAAAAUGCCUGAUUUUUUUCAGCCCAGCUGGUCUAAUUCCUUUAUCUUUGAGAUGUUCGAUCCCUUUAAGACGACGCUGUUUAACGAUCCAGCUGCUCAAUAAACUAUAGACAACAAUGGUUGAUCCAAGACUCAUCAGAGUGUAUAAGCUACUAUACAAAUUACGAUACUUCGCUAAUACCGGCGUUAGCUGGGGUGUGUGGCUGCGCUACCUAUUGAUAGGCUCAUUGUUCUGUUACAUAACUGGUUCACCGUGGUCGAAUGUUACCGUGCUUUACAUAAUCCAAAUGGAUUGUUUCUAUGCUAUAGUGUUAAGUCGGUUGCACUAGUACAACUCUUUUCCCAUAUGCAUCACAUUUUUUUUCCUUGGAUCGUUCCGCGAGCACGUCCCACAUCCAUACACAUGUAUAUAAACGUACAGUUUUCCUCCUCCUAUUUCAAACAUUAGCUUUCUACUAUCUUGAAUGUGUAUGAAUAGCUAUUUACAUGAAACCCCAUUUUGCGCUACUUAAAAGAACAAAUGGUACAUGUAAGUAUCGUUAGUCCCAAAAGUUGAUGCUCAAUCUUUUCGUGCAACCAUGUUCCGAAAGCAAUGCGAGGCCGACCGAAAAAGGAAACUUGGUGGAAAAAGG
Zychaea mexicana is the source of this 641-nucleotide messenger RNA. RefSeq lists its product as uncharacterized. The record is from RefSeq and is a predicted model, not a curated record. The coding region runs from base 126 to 338 and encodes 70 amino acids. The transcript has a single exon. NCBI's taxonomy places the organism in Eukaryota, Fungi, Mucoromycota, Mucoromycetes, Mucorales, Lichtheimiaceae.